AUGGCGGCGUGGUUGGAGGAGGUGCACGACGAUGUGCUCCGGCGGAUCUUCGAGUUCGGAGCGCUGGUGGAAUGGCAGAGAGCCUUGCAGAGCUCCUGGAGGCUCUGGGUGAACACUUGGGCGUAUCUCCGGCGCCUGGAAGAGCUCAGCUUGACCACCUCAGACGACCUGCGCCGCGCGGGCGCGCUAGAGCGGGUCGGAGGUUUGGUGGCGCUGGAGCGGUUGCGUGUGGUGGAGGUGGAGCACUGUGCAGAGGCGGAGUCGGUGCUCUGCGGCUUUGACCAUUUGAGGUCCUUGGAGCUCAAGGAGUGCCACUUCCUCAGCGACGCGGUUUUAGAGACGAUCUUCCGGAACGACCUGCAGCUGCACUCUCUGGAUGUGAGCUGGUCCUCGUGCUUCAGCGACCAGCCUUGGGCCUUGGCGCCCCAGAGCCUGCAGAGCUUCGCCGGCGUCGGCUGCGAACAUCUCACCGAGCGGGUGGUGGUGCAUCUCUCGAGGAGAUGCCCAGAUUUGCAAGUGCUGCACUGCUCUCGACACCUGAACUGGAUUGGCUCGACGAGGAGCGAGUUCCUGCAGGCCUUGCGAGAGAUGCAGAACUUGAAAGACUUGGCCUUCGCCGAUGUGCCACUGGACGAUGAGUUGCUGGUGGCCUUGAGUGCGAAGCCCUUGGUGUCGCUGGAGCUGUGGUCCUUCCACGGAGACCGGUGGAUGACCAGCGAGGGCGUCGUGGAGCUGGCGAGGGCGUCGCUGAGAGAUCUGCGGAAGCUGAGCCUCGACAGCUUUGUCUUUCAAAACUCCGAGGUGCUCCAAAGCCUCUCGAGUCACUGUGAAGCCUUGCAGGAGCUGCUCUUGGAAGGGACCAUCCCCUGUUGCAUAGGCCCGAUCUGCGGCACCCUGCGCUGGGCAAACCUGGAAAAGCUUCGCUUGGCCUCCUGCGGGCUUUCUGGGAAGCUGAACUGCUCACAACUCCCGAAGCUGCGCUAUUUGUGGCUCUUCGAAAAUAGUGGCCUCACCAGCAUACAAGGCUGUGGGCAGCAGAUGGUCGCGCUGAAUCUGGGCUUGACAAGCUGCACUGAGAUCCAGGACUUCCGCUUGGAUGUCCUGACGAUGUUGGACGUGUCCUCUCUGAUGCUCUCGGACGCUCAGCUCGCCGAGCUCCUGGGGCCCUGCGCGCGCUCGGUGAGGCGCGCGGUGCUGGGCGGCAAUCGCAUCUCUGACGAUGUGCUGCUGGACUUCCUCCGUUCGGCGCGAGACCUGCACAGCUUGAGCCUGGUGGGGGCGUUGGGCGAUGGUUGGGGCUGUUUGAACGCGCUGGUGGAGGAAAGUGUGGAUGCCUUGGCGCCCAAACUGGAGCUGUUGGAGCUUUCGGAGCAAUCCUGCACAGGGCUGGCGUCGGCCUUCUCGGUCGAAAGCUCUCCCACAGGAUCCACCUUCCUCCAGCGGAGCACGGGGCGAGUCCGCGCGACGCCCGCGGCGCGCGGGCGUCGCGUGCGGCUGUGGAUUGUGACGAGUGGAGAACACCUGAGCCCUUAUGGACGCAUGGAACGGAUGGAUGAUUCCUGGUUGCCGGCCAUGCGCUGA
This is a messenger RNA of Durusdinium trenchii, 1581 nucleotides long. Lineage: Eukaryota; Dinophyceae; Suessiales; Symbiodiniaceae. The record is from the annotation of a GenBank genome assembly.